GCCGUGCCGGCGCGGACUCGUCGGGGCGGCCGGGCGGAGCGGCCAUGGCGCGGGCCGGCCCCGCGGAGGUGAUCCGCUCGGCGCAGAAGGACGAGCACUACCGCGGCGGCCUGCGGGGCGCGGCCGGCGGCGCCGUGCACAGCCUGGCGGGUGCAAAGAAGUGGUUGGAGUGGAGGAAGGAGCUCGAGCUGCUUUCCGACGUAGCCUACUUUGGCCUCACCACAGUUGCAGGCUACCAGACCCUCGGGGAGGAGUACGUCGGCCUCAUCCAGGUGGAUCCGUCCCAGCGGCGCGUGCCUUCCAGGCUCCGCCGGGGCGUGCUGGUGGUGUUGCACGCAGUACUGCCCUACCUACUGGACAAGGCACUGCUGCCCUUGGAGCAGGAACUGCAGGCAGAUGGAGACAGUGCACGGCCCUUGCAGGGCAGCCUGGUACCCACGGGGCGCAACCGGUCAGGAGCGCGGCGCUGGGUGCAUCGCCGCGCAGCCGCCCUGACUGAACCACAGAGGAAGACGCUCCAGCGCGCAGUCUUCGUCCUCAGACAAGGCCUGGCCUACCUACAUAGGCUCCAUGUUGCCUGGUUUUACAUCCAUGGUGCUUUCUACCACCUAGCCAAAAGGCUCGUGGGUGUCACUUACCUCCGCACCCGCCGCCUGCCUGGCGAAGACCUGAGGGCCCAAGCGGGCUACAGGCUGCUAGGGCUCGUCUCCCUGGUGCACCUGGCCCUCUCGGUGGGACUGCAGCUGUAUGGCUUCAGACAGAGGCAGCGAGCCAGGAAGGAGUGGAGGCUGCACCGCAACCUGCCCCACCGCAGAGGUUCCCUGGAGGAGCGAGCCGUUUCCAGAGCCCCGCUCUGCACCCUGUGCCUGGAGGAGCGCAGGCAUUCGACAGCCACACCCUGCGGCCACCUCUUCUGCUGGGAGUGCAUCACUGAGUGGUGCAACACCAAGACAGAGUGUCCCCUCUGCAGGGAGAAGUUCCCUCCCCAGAAGCUGGUCUACCUGCGGCACUACCGCUGACAGCCCCAGCCCCAGAUGGGGUGGCGCCGGAGACCUGGAGCACAUUGUCUUCGGGGUUAACUGUACUUGCAUAGAAAUGGUGAAAUCCUCACAACUUUGGUUUCUGUCACAUAACUACCCCAGCCAAAUGGGUAGAUGACAAGCAGUUGAGCUUGCCAGAAGUCCACUUGGGGGGCCCCACACCCAGGCCCCUGCUGGGCCAUACACUUUUGUCCAGUCUUAGUUAGACCAUCUCAGGCCCCCUCCUCCUCUCCUUAAGCCACACAGUUGAGAACUAAUGAGAAGUUGGCCAGAAAGAAUUUUAUUCAUGUCUGCACAGGGUUCCUCGGUGAGGUCACACAGAGGGGCUGAGCGCUGGCACCGGAGCGGCACAGUGUGGGUCAGAAGGCCCUAUGGCCCCAUGUUGGA
Messenger RNA from Perognathus longimembris pacificus (Pacific pocket mouse), 1427 nucleotides. RefSeq names its product peroxisomal biogenesis factor 10 (gene Pex10). Gene Ontology annotation, biological process: protein import into peroxisome matrix. The coding region runs from base 45 to 1019 and encodes 324 amino acids. NCBI's taxonomy places the organism in Eukaryota, Metazoa, Chordata, Mammalia, Rodentia, Heteromyidae. The transcript is spliced from 6 exons. The record is from RefSeq and is a predicted model, not a curated record. Gene Ontology annotation, molecular function: zinc ion binding. Gene Ontology annotation, cellular component: peroxisomal membrane.